AUGGCAACAACCUAUCGUUCACGUGAAACUGUACGUCUUGAACCAUCAGCACGUGUAGUCCCUACAAAUUAUACUUACCCUACGAAUUAUGCUUAUUCAACGAAUGAUCAACCAAUUAAAAUUCGACAACAACAAACGCCUCAUGUAAAUGUCGUUGUAACACAACCUGGUCGAGAUGUAUGGGAAUUUGAACAUCCAUGGUCAACUAAACUUUGUUCAUGUUGUGCAAACAUGAAACUAUGUUGUUUUGCUUUCUUUUGUCCAUGUUGUUUUGAAUAUAAAUUAUACAAACGAGCCGGAGAGAAUAUAUGUUCAUGUUUAUGUCCUGGUUCAAGAUUUGCAUUACGAUCAAAAAUUCGUACAGCAUUUCGUAUUGAGGGUGACUUAUGUAAUGAUUGUUGUGUUUCAACAUUUUGUCCAUGUUGUAGUGCUAUUCAAUUGGCUCGCGAAUUACAUUAUCAAGGUCUUUGA
Molecule: messenger RNA, 471 nt
Organism: Rotaria sp. Silwood2
Lineage: Eukaryota; Metazoa; Rotifera; Eurotatoria; Philodinida; Philodinidae
Source: the annotation of a GenBank genome assembly